Messenger RNA from Neoarius graeffei (lesser salmon catfish), 1447 nucleotides. RefSeq names its product CD2 (cytoplasmic tail) binding protein 2 (gene cd2bp2). The coding region runs from base 90 to 1238 and encodes 382 amino acids. The record is from RefSeq and is a predicted model, not a curated record. Gene Ontology annotation, molecular function: protein binding. Lineage: Eukaryota; Metazoa; Chordata; Actinopteri; Siluriformes; Ariidae. Gene Ontology annotation, cellular component: U5 snRNP. The transcript has 7 exons.
UUGGCUGGAAAUCCUGGAGGCGUCUAUUGAUUGGACGGUGAACUCAUCGUAAAGACUAGUUCAGGAAGUGAUAUUUGUCGUAAUUCAGAAUGUCCAAAAGGAAAGUCACGUUUCAAGAUGGUGAUGAGGAGUUUAAUUUGGAUGACGAGGUACCGAAAAAGAAGGUAAGAGAUUGUAUGUAUGAUGAGGUGAGUGGACCUGGCUCGAGGUUUAAGGAGAAACACUCUCUGGAUAGUGACGAGGAAGACGAAGGAGAGGAUGGAGAGAAGAAUAGCAAAUACAACAUCCUGGCCAGUGAUGAUAUCGAAGGACAGGAAAUGGCCACAAUCGACUGUGAUGAAGGAGUUCCGAUCACUCCCUUCAACCUGAAAGAGGAAAUGGAGGAGGGUCACUUCGACUCCGAGGGAAACUACUUCAUCAAGAAAGAGAAAGACAUCAGAGACAACUGGCUGGACAACAUUGACUGGGUAAAAAUCAAAGAGCAGCCAGUGAAAAAGAAAAAGAAAGGACUCUCGGCCAAGCGUCGUCGCCGAGCCGGAGAUGAGGACGAGGCUGAGGAGGAGAAACAGCGGGAGGAGAAACAGAAUGAGGAUGAAGAUGAGGAAGAGGAGGAGAGCGAGGCUCAGGAAGACCCACUAGCCUCUUACACACCGUGGCAGCUUACUGAGGCCGUGGUGAACCUGCUGCAGCCUGGAGAGACCGUCUCUGCCGCGCUCCGCAGACUUGGAGGACUGGGAGCACGGAAGAAGAAGGGACGAGCACAGAACGGAGCGGAGGAGGAGAAGAGAAACGAGACGUCGAUCAGAGACACGGAGAAGCUGGACAGGCUCACGGCACUGGCUGACAGACUGGUGGUGCUGGGGGAGUACGAGAUUUAUCAGCAGACGUACGAAAAACUGGCAUACAAACUGAAAGGGAUGCAGCAGAGAGACACGGCGUCCAAACAGGACGAGGAGGAAAAGGACGAGCUGGACAUGUUCGCCGAUCAGUUUGACGAGCAGCACGGCAAGAAGAAGGACGAGGAAGCACAUAGUGGAUUCGUGAACGACGAGGUGAUGUGGGAGUACAAAUGGGAAAACAAGGACAACUCUGAACUCUACGGACCCUUCAGCAGCCAGCAGAUGCAGGACUGGGUCGAUCAGGGCUACUUUAAAGACGGCGUGUACUGCAGACGGGUCGACCAGGAGGGUGCGCAGUUCUACAACUCCAGAAGACUGGAUUUCGAACUUUAUACGUGACUCGAUCACGUGCUCUGUAACGUCAUUUCCCGUUCACUUUUAAUGAGAGAGUGUUUUUGUUUUUCCCAUUUUAUCUACAAUUUUAAUGUAUUUCCCCCCCCCGAUAUUCAUGUGUAUUAAACAGUGAGGUUGCAUGACGUCAUCACACCAUUUGAUACCAUGUAUAUUUGUUUUAAAAUAAAGAUUUUGGUGACUUGCCAGAUCAAUGA